AUGUUGCACCGCCCGCAACCGGCGAACAACCUCAGCAGUUCAUCAUCGACAAGCCGGUUGCCACGGGCACAGAAUCCUACGGUCACACUGCUGCAGAAAGCACGAGAGGGACAAAUUCCGCGAGGUUCAAGUUACUUACAAUUUGAAAAGGACAGCGCAAGACUACCUCGAGAUAGACCGUCACCUCCCAAAGGCGAUCCAGUGCAUGCGCUACGCAAAGAAUACGCGAGCGAAACGGAAGCAGAGCGCAGUGACUACGAACGCGGCGCCGCUCGGAAAAUGGCGGAUGCACCGAAGAAAAUAGAAGGAAUCAGACCCAUCACCAAAGACGGCAUGCCUGUCGCACUUAGAUCUGAAGUCAAAGACCCAUCGCGGUGGUACAAAAAAAUGUACGACACGAUACACAAAAACAAAUACGACAACGAUUAUGUGACUAUUCGAUACAAAAGUCGCCGAGGUCAACCUCCGGAGCGUGUGUUGAUGAACAAGUCCCAAUACUUGUACUUCGACCCGCGCUCGGGGUACAUGAGCGAGCCGGAGGGCCCGCGGCCGGCCGCGUGGAGCGACGCGUACGACAGUGACGUCACGGCCGGCCCGCGCCGGCGCACCGCCUCCGUGCAGGACGACCGGAGAGUCAGCGACGUCACGACACACUACAUGCCAGCCAAUAAAUUCAGCACUUUAGCCUCAGCCAGAGCAAGCCAGGAAGUGUACAAAAACCAACCAGGCAGAAUUGAAGAUUACGUACCGGGAAGAUCCUCUGUUGUCGAUAAAGAAGCAAAACAGUGGUGGGACGAGGUCAUGGACAUAUUUGACGGGUGGCUAGACGACAACUCCCCUCUGCCUCCUUACACCACAUUGCUAGCACGCGCCAUACAGAAGAGUCAAAACAUAUCAAGCACAACGUCGUUGCCGCAAGCUUCGCCGAAGGAAAAGAAAAGACAUCCACGUCUACUAUACUGUCGAAGUCGAACAUGGCGAAAGCGUUAAAAGAGUCUGGGUACGAAUCUGACUCGACGCUGAUCUUUCGACGUCGCGAGGAGACAGACGCGCCUCUGUCCCCCGCAGAGAGACGAGCCGCGUACAGAGACCUGCAGGCAGGAGGUGAACCGCCCAUACGAGGGUUCCGAUCACCCGCGCCCCCUAGACAAGACGAAACUGAAAUCGAAUAUAUUCCGAUUUCUCCGACACUGACGAAGAUAAGAAUCCAUAAGAAAACAUCUAAUCUACAUGAAGUUAUCUGCUAUCCUAUAACUUCAGUGGAGCCCGACGUUUUGGCUAAUAUCAAGAAGAGGUCCUCAAGUUUAUUCAAUGCUGAAACUGAGAAUUAUAAAAUAGACUAUCCACCAGCGCCACCACGAAGAAUUUCAUCCAAAAAUAGCAGAACUUUAAAAUUAGUUACUUCUGCUCCACCUCAAACAAUAACUGAUAUGUCUAAAAAGUCCACAAUCCCAACUAAAUCAAAUGUG
Molecule: messenger RNA, 1469 nt
Organism: Manduca sexta (tobacco hornworm)
Lineage: Eukaryota; Metazoa; Arthropoda; Insecta; Lepidoptera; Sphingidae
Exons: 13
Coding region: 1-990 (329 amino acids)
Source: RefSeq, a predicted model, not a curated record